AAAACGGAUGUGCGCAAACGCAAAACAAUCAAAAUAAUCGCCAUUUUCAUGGAAUCAAACCAGAUGCAGUUUCAAAAUUUAGGAUGACAACUUUCUCUGAUCAUUUUUGGGGAGAAAAGAACAAUGGCUUCUAUGUGCUGUAUCAUAAUAUGAAACAUGGCCAGACGGCUUCUAAAGACUUCAUAGACUUUCUGAGAGAAAGUUGCACUGUAGAAGAAACUUACAGCAAACUAUUAAGCAAGCUAGCCAGAACUGCUACUAAUAGUAGUCACACAGGGACAUUUGCACCUUUUUGGAAUGUGUUGAAAAGUUUAACAGAGAAGUUAGCUAGCCUGCAUAUGCAGUUAGUUCUCACAUGGAACGACCUGAUUAAGGAUGUAGCUAGAUACAAUGAUGAACAACAUAAACGUCACAAAGCAAUAAAAGAUGGUGAAUCCAGUACAUUGGAACAAGUUACAGCUAUACAAAACAACACAACAGCACUUCACAAGGCAAAAGAGUUGUAUCAUGCCAGAUGUUUAGAGCUGGAGAGACUUAAAAGAGAUAAUGCUCCUCAAAAAGAUGUAGAAAAGUCUGAAGUAAAGUACAAGAAAGCAAGUGAUGAUUACAAGUCUCUCCUGGAAAAAUAUGAAACUAUUAGAAAUAAUUUUGAAAAUAAGAUGAUGGAUUCAUGUAAACAUUUCCAAGAGGUAGAAGAGGAACAUAUAUGUCAAAUGAAAGACUUUAUUGAUACCUAUGCAAAAGCUUGGGAGAAUGAACAUGCAUUGAGAGGCCAGGUUCACAAUGAAUUUAAAACAACAUGUGAUGAGUUAACUGUACAGAAAUUACUAGAUUCAUUUAUAACGUCAAAACAAACAGGAAAAAUUAAACCAGGUCCAUUGGAAUUUAUGGAACCGGAUUUGUCCAGUUUACCUGCACCAAGGCCAAUGUCACCAGAACCGACGGAGGCUAAGAGAGAAAGUUUAACAGAGAAGACCAGACCAGAUAUGAUAUUAAACCUGGACUCGACAGGGAGUCCUGUUCCAACUGACCAGCCUGGUCCUCUAAGUAGAAGUGUAAAGUUACGAGUUUCCAAAACAUGGUUCCUAAAGAAAAACAGAAAGAAAGAGAAGAAGAAGAAAAAGAAGGAGAAAGAUGACAAAGGCAACGAUGAUAAGGCAGACACAGAAUCGGUAGAUACUCUUGAAGGGGAUGAUGGUUUGGUUGAUGAAGAGGGUUUCAGAAUCAGGCCAGAUAAUCCAUUAGAAAAUAAUGGAGAUAAAAAUAGCUGGAAUUCUAGUGAUUCUGAUUCCGAUUCAGAUGAUGAGAGUAAACGUAAGAUAAAAGUAGAAAUCCGACCGUUAAGUCCUAAUGGUCCACUACAGGCUGGCACUGUGGAUGAGAUCAAAGAGAAAAUGGUUGGAUUAAGGCUCUCACCUACAGCUGUGAGGAAGAGAGCUCAGACACCUGUAGACAAGAAAAUGAAAAGAUCCCAGUCAGAAUCAGAUACCUUGGGAGAAUCCCGUCCAAGCCAAAACCUGGACCUUUUAAACUUAGACUUUUUUAGUUCCUCUACUUCGUCAACCCCUAUAGGAGGUGGAUUUAACCUCCCGUCACCAUUGUCUCCUAUGGCAGACAUAUCUAAUAGUCUUUCUAGUACUCCGGCUAAUAGUAUAUCUAGUACUCCGGCUUCAAUUUCUACUACUCCUGCUUCUAAUCCAAAUUCAUCUGAUAUAUUAAAUGGUAGUAUUAGUCCGUCAACUAGUCUUCAAUCCAAACCUGAUAAACCUGAUUCAUCAGCCUCCAGUCAACUUACCUCCUCAUUGAAUGGUAGUUUUAAUUUACCAAUGCCACCUCAACGACCUCCCUCACGGACAUCAGCAAUAGCUCCACAGGUUCCAGCUCGGGUAACAGCUGCAGGAAGAACUAGUCCAGCAUUCAUGUCACGGUCAGAGAGUAGUAGCAGUGUAACAUUCAGUACCACAUCCAUGCCCAUCGGUGCAUCCCGAGGACCUAGUCCAUUAACUAUAGGAAUGUCUGAUACAGUGCCACUCGCUAUAGCUUUCACAGAAACUAUUAAUUCACUCUUCAGAGGAACAGAUGCUACAAAAUGUAUGGUGAAGAUAACAGGGAAUGUUAUGAUGUCAUUUCCUGCUGGUGUUGUACGAGUCUUCACAGAAAAUCCAUCACCCGCACUCUUAAGUUUUAGAAUCAAAAGCACAGACCGAUUAGAACAAGUACUACUCAAUCAGCAACUCGUUAUUCAAGAUGUUGACCAAAGUUCAUCAGAUAGUCUUUCAUACCAUUUUGACAUGGCUGCUUUAUGUGGACAUCUAAAAACCCAAGGAGAAGAAAAUAAAACUGCCUCAUAUUUUAAUAUUGAUAUUCUAAAGUACCAGGCUAAAGCAUUGUCUGGUGUAGGGAGUUGUCCAUUACCAUUGGUUGUGUACUGGAAGUGUGAACCUACUCAUACAGAUGUACGAUUAGAUUAUAAAUUUAAUCCUUUACCAAUGUCAAACCCUUCAACGUUAAAAAAUAUAUCAUUGAUGAUUCCAGUGAGUGGAGAAGUUACUAGUAUGAAAAGUACACCUGAGGGGGUGUGGAAUGAAGAAAGCCAAAGAGGAAUGUGGAAACUGAACGAUAUAUCAGAAGUUAGUGAAGAAGCUAGAGAAGGUUGUGUUAGAGCUAAAUUCCACUUAAAAUCAGGUCCAAGUAAACCUGCCACGGCCGCAGUACAAUUUAUAUGUGAAGGAGCAUCGUUAUCGGGAAUAGACUUUGAAUUAAUAGGGUCUGGAUAUAGGAUAUCACUUGCAAAGAAAAGAUUUGGAGCAGGCAAAUACUUAGCAGACCCCGAUGAUUCCUAGCCCUGUGUGUUCACUGUUCACGUCUCAGGACCAUGAUGCAACAUUCCAUUCAUGAGGCAUUAGGUACAGUGGCAUGUAUGUCAACACACGAGGAUAAUAGACCCAAUGUGGUGCUACAUGUACCCUGUGGCAGAUAUAAUGUGAUCCAUGCAAAAGCAUGUUCAUAAAGUGAUAUAAAAACUGCAUUUAGUACUUAAUCUAAAUUGUCAUUAUUAAUCAAUAUUAAAUGUUUAUUUGGAUACAAAAAUCAGUGAACCAAAAUGGUUGUUUAUGCAGAAAAUAAAACAUUUUAUUCAAUUGUAUAUAUCAGGAUUUGGUCAGCUUUUAACAAGUUUGCUGUGUUAAGAUUCAGACAUAAUAAAAUGAGUUUAUGAAUUGUAAUUGACAAAUUUUGACACUUUUUAUUUUAUUUAAGGGCAUAUUUCAUCUAUUUAUAGCAAUAACCUGCUCGAUAAAUUUAAUUUCUUGGGGUUUUUUUCUCUCAAAAAGACAGAUAAUUUGAAAUAAAUUGAAAAAUAAAGACUGAUAGUCAGAUGAAUGUUUGACAUUUUGUGUGUCUAUAACUGGAAUUAAACUGAUAUCCUUAUAAAAAUUUCUACUUUAAAAUAUACUUUUUUUUGGAUGUGCUGCUAACUCAAAUAAUGAAAGGAUAAUUUUUGAUUACACAGUGGUUACAAUACAUAUCAUGCUAUAAAAUACAGUUUUAAGUCACGUUAAAUGUAAAAUUAUUGAAUAAAAUUGUGGGAUAUAAAAAUAUAAAUUAUGGGGAAAUGUAAUUUUUGUUUUAGUGAUUGUCUUUUAAGAGUGCUGUCAUAUUUUACUAUCACUGUCUUGUGUUCUUAUUUGUCUGUAAAAGUGCUCAAACAUUUUAUUUUAACAAACGAAUCAUUCUUUAUUGAUUAAGUUAGAUAUUUAUGUUCAUUAUUUAUGGAAAUUCAUCAUUUAAAAUCGUUUCAAACACAGCACCCUUCUUUCUAUAUCAGUACUACAGCAGUUCAGUCUCAGUUGGAGACGAAGGUCAUGUGGAAAUGUUUAUGAAGAAAAGAAAGAGGUGUUUCACUCCAAAGAUAAGUAAAUAAGUAAAUCCAGUUUCCCUUUAUUCAGUAUUUCUUAAUGUAUUAUUAUAAUGUUCUUCCUUGCUGUUUCAUUGCCUCAACAUUUGAUGUUAGUUAAAAGUCUUGGUUUUGUUAUACUCCUUUGGAAUAAGACUAACAGUUAUUGUAUAAGUAAUAAGGCUCGUUUUGAUUAAGGGUCCAGUAGGCUAGAUUUGUUUUUUUUUAAGUCUUCUUUUGAAUUUAUAAAUCCUAAUGUAUUUAUAUCUUGACUAACUCUUGACUUGGAGUGAUCUUUAUGAAGGCUCAACUUUGUGUAUUUCAUUUUGGUACUAUAGAUUUUGCCCUCAUAUUAAUUCACUACAUCAAAUACAUCUUUUAAAUAUCUGUAAUACAAUACAUUUGUCAGUGCCAAAUUUUCUGCAAUUUACAUGUAUUUACAAUUUUAAAAUUAGACAAAGUUGAGGAGUUAUACUUAAAAACACAUAAGGGUAUUAUUACAAAAUUAAAUGCGGCAAAAUAGUCAAUUCUGACCUUGAACCCUGUUUUUCAACAAUUUAGGCAGUAAAAAUGUAAUAGAUUAGCAGAUAACCUUUACAUUGUCAAAUCAAGACCUUAGGGAAUUUGACAGGCAACCUUGUGACCUGACAUCUCAUUUUAAAAGACCUGGUACAUUUAAAAAAGUUUAAAACUGAGAAUCAGACCAGUUUUCAACUAUUUAGUUUGCUUUCAAGUGACAUUAUGACUUUAGAUAUUUUUUUAAUUUUUGACUUUAUGACCUCAAGGGGUACCUUACUUGAGCCUCAAAUAUAAUCUGCCAAUAAGAUGUUUUAUUGUUAUGUUAUUUUAUUUGUUGAUUGUUAAUGUAAUAAUUUUUAUGUUUUUUAAAUUUACAUGAAGUUCUCUCUUUAGUGUACAUUGAAAUUCAUAUUUUUGCAAAAUGUCGGAGAUUUAGAAAUUUUAAACAGUAUAUGUAUCAUAUUAAUUUGUUAUAUUUAGUGCAAUAUUGUUAUCAUCAAAUGUAUUUAUUUAUUUGAACAUGUACGCGAUUCAGUCUGUAAAUUUUUAUUGCAUUACCUCCCUUCCUUAUUACAUAUAAUGUAGAAUUAUUUUAUGGACCUUGACCAUAUUCAUAGAUUUUUACCUUUUGCUGAUUUUGAUCAAACAAUUUGAAAGAUUCAAAUAUUCCAAAUAUAUAAUUUUUCUUGAAGGUUUUUGUUUUGUGUUUUUAUUACAUGUAUUCAUUUAUUUUUUCAACAUUAUUAAUAAUUAUUAAGAGAAUAUGUACUUUUCAAUUAUUUAUGGAAAAUGAUACAUUGAUCAUUAAUUGUCUUGUGCAAUUUUUCUUCAAUUUAACAUGCAGCACUUUUUGGGCAUUGCCACCCACAAAGAAAUAAGUUAUUCUCAAUAAGCAGUGUGACAAUAUCAUGAUAACUAUCUCUUAGCAAAUUCUGCUGCAAGUGCUUCGGUUAGGUUUGCUGCUAGCAAAGAAAAUAUAUAAAACAUUUACAAAGCUCAAUUUAAAGUAUUAUGUGAAAACAAUACAAAUUGCAAAUAUUUUUUGUUCGUCCAUCUUUUUCCCCCAUUCAUACAAAUUAUGUCUAUAUUAGACUCGAGGUCCAGAAUCUGUUUUAUUGGACCACUUACUAAUUAUUUUGUGAUUGUUUGAGUUAGUUUUAAAUAUAAUAUAUAAUGAUUUUGAUAUAAAAGCAAGAUCUUGCAUUCUCUAUUUUAAUAGAUAUUAAAGCACAAGUUAACACGCAUUAUAAAGUACAAUGACAAUAAAAAAUAACUUUGUUUAAGGUUUUUUUAUUAUAAUUUUGAUAUAUAGUUUCUACCACUGCAUUGGGUACUUGGGUCAGAUAAGUUAUAACAUUUAGAACUUGAGGCCUGCAAAAUGAUAUGAAUAUUUAAGAUUCAACGUCGAGAUAUGGGGAAAUAUAGUACUACUGGAGAUAGACUUUUAAAUUCUGUUUCUCAGAGGAAGGUAUAUAGGCAAAGGUUUAGUCUUCUUGUUCUGCAAAAAGACAAAACAAUUUCUCUGUGAUAAUACAGACUUGGUCCCCUUUAUUGUGACUUCUUUAUUCAGAACCAGGAGAAAAGCAAGGCCAUUUAAUGUGAUUUCAAAAUAAUAUAUAAAACACUAAAUUUUAUAUCUUUUGGAGUAAAAUUUUUGUAAAAUACAAAAUUUUUACAGGAAUGACUAAAAGCCAAUGACUAUAUCAUCUUUAUGUCUCAUUACUGAAGUUUUUAAAAUUUUACUACAAUAUAUGAUACAUUUUACUGAGAUUAUGAACAUUUUUAUUAUAUUUAUUGGACAGAUAGUCGACACAAAUUAAUAACAAUUAAAGUGUUAUUUAUUACUGGCAUACAACUAAUUUGUAAAAUUAAUAUCUCAUUAUUUUCCCCCAAAUUUCAUAUAAGAUUAUGUUUUUGUAUAUUUGAUGAUUAACCAAAAUGCAUUUAAAAUGGGCGAUGACAUUAAUCAGGAAACACUUGUUAUAUCAAUUCACAUGUUGAUUGAUUUUACAGAAAUCAUUGUAUUUUUCCCACCUUUUUUUGUCAGUCAUUAUACAUUACUUCCCUUGUGAUUAUUAUCGAUUACACAUUAAAUGCAAAUAAAGAAACAUAAUUAUAAAAAUUUGAAAUAAUCACAAAUAAAAAAUAAUAUACAC
This is a messenger RNA of Mytilus trossulus (common blue mussel), 6570 nucleotides long. RefSeq names its product F-BAR domain only protein 2-like. NCBI's taxonomy places the organism in Eukaryota, Metazoa, Mollusca, Bivalvia, Mytilida, Mytilidae. Gene Ontology annotation, biological process: clathrin coat assembly; clathrin-dependent endocytosis. The coding region runs from base 84 to 2843 and encodes 919 amino acids. Gene Ontology annotation, cellular component: clathrin-coated vesicle; plasma membrane; cytoplasm. The transcript is spliced from 26 exons. The record is from RefSeq and is a predicted model, not a curated record.